AUGAUGAUCUCCAUUGGCGGUAUCAUUGGGCCCGGCCUUCUCGUCGGUACCGGGACCGCUCUUGCAACUGGCGGACCCAGUGGCAUAUUUAUCGCCUAUUGCCUUAUUGGCGCCGUCCUCUACCUCACCAUGCAAUCCUUAGGCGAACUCGCAACAGUAUUUCCUGAAACUGGGUCUUUUGUGACCUGGGCUGGUCGAUUCGGCGAUGAUGCUAUGGGAUUCGCACUUGGAUGGAAUUAUUGGUAUAUGUGGGUUACUAUUCUCGCGAAUGAGUACGUGGCGGCAACGGUUGUGUUAAGUUUCUGGACCAAUGAUACGCCUCCUACAUGGGCGUGGAUCCUCAUUUUAUGGGUGUUCUUCCUCGCUUUCUCAUUUUUGUCGGUUGACGCCUACGGGGAGACGGAGUUCUGGUUGGCGAGUUUGAAGGUUGUUUUCAUCCUCCUUUUUUUCAUCGUCGGCGUCGUCAUCAAUGUGGGCGGCAUUGGUGAUACGGGCUACAUUGGCUUUCGCUAUUGGAAGGACCCUGGAGCAUUUGCUGAUGGGUUCAGCGGGGUAGUCAGUGUUUUUGCUAUGGCAGCAACAUACUAUGCUGGAACAGAGAUGGUGGGUCUGACCGCUGGUGAAUCCAAAGACCCCCGGAAGAACAUCCCUCGCGCAAUCCGACAAGUCUUCUUUCGUAUCCUCUUCAUCUACGUUGGCUUCGUCUUCUUCACGGGUAUCCUCGUACCUUACAAUGAUGAGAACCUACUUUCACCCAAGUCGAAGACUGGUGCAUCUCCCAUCACGAUUGCGUUUAUACGUGCAGGAUGGGCAGCUGGUGCGCACCUUGUCAACGCGGUGCUGGUAAUCACCAUCAUCUCGGCUGUGAACUCAUCCCUUUACGCGGCGUCUCGUGUUGUCUGCAUGAUGGCACGCGAUGGAAAAGCACCUCGGAUCCUGAGCAAAAUCAACAAACGCGGCGUACCGAUUCCCGCACUCAUCUUCUCGAACCUCUUCGGGCUCAUAUCGUUGAUGAAGCAGAGUGCUGGCGCUGGAAAGGCGUACAGUUACCUCAUCAACAUGUCUGGUGUUUCAGCCUUCAUUGCCUGGGCGAUUAUCUCUCUUUGUCAUAUUCGAUUUCGGCGUGCAAUCAUUUCCCAGAACAAAGAUAUCAAGCUUCAUUUCACAGCAAGGUGGUAUCCGUACGGAGCCUACAUCGGCUUUAUCGCUAAUGUCGUUCUUGUUUUCCUGCAAGGGUACCCGACAUUGGCAGCCAAACCAUUUGUUGCAGCCGAUUUUGUGGUAGCGUAUGUUGUCUUGCCGGCUUUUCUGGUGCUCUUCUUAGGCUGGAAGUGGUGGCAUAAGACGAAAUGGGUGAAUUUGGAGGAGGCAGACUUGGAUGCUGGGAGGAAAAUUUAUGAGGACAACAUUGAGGUUAUGGACGAGGUCGGCGAUAGAGAAACGAACUUACCGAAGGGUCGAUUUAGACAGGUGUGGAAUGUGAUUGUAGGCUGA
Molecule: messenger RNA, 1494 nt
Organism: Saitoella complicata NRRL Y-17804
Lineage: Eukaryota; Fungi; Ascomycota; Saitoellomycetes; Saitoellales; Saitoellaceae
Product: amino acid permease
Exons: 3
Coding region: 1-1494 (497 amino acids)
Biological process (GO): amino acid transmembrane transport
Cellular component (GO): membrane
Molecular function (GO): amino acid transmembrane transporter activity
Source: RefSeq, a predicted model, not a curated record